AUGCUUAUUGAUAAUAAAAAUAUAAUAAGAAAUAAAGAUGAUGAACCAAACAGGGGAAUUGGUAAAAUAUUAUUCAAAUUAUAAUAGGUGAAUGUCUAAAAAUAAAGAAUUAAUAUGAAUAAGCACUUCAAUGGUUUCAUAAAGCACUUAAAAUUAAUCCAAUAAAUAUUUAAUAUCAGAAAGAAAUAAAGAUGAUGAAUCGUUUUGAAGAAGCGCUUGAAUGGUAUCAAAAAUGA
Messenger RNA from Paramecium pentaurelia, 236 nucleotides. The record is from the annotation of a GenBank genome assembly. Lineage: Eukaryota; Ciliophora; Oligohymenophorea; Peniculida; Parameciidae.